Messenger RNA from Pan troglodytes (chimpanzee), 4171 nucleotides. RefSeq names its product thiosulfate sulfurtransferase like domain containing 2 (gene TSTD2). The record is from RefSeq and is a predicted model, not a curated record. The transcript has 11 exons. NCBI's taxonomy places the organism in Eukaryota, Metazoa, Chordata, Mammalia, Primates, Hominidae. The coding region runs from base 182 to 1558 and encodes 458 amino acids.
GUGACGUCACGAGCGAGCUUUUCUACCCAAAUACGCUGCGGGGGAAUAGGCUCGAGGGCGGUGACCAGUGACAAUUGCUAAGCGGAGACAUUGCAGGGAAGAGAGACCUUAGAAAGGAUCAGGACUGGCGGGAGGUAUUUAACUGAAAGGAAUAUCUGCUUCACUGUUGCAACCAAACCAGAUGCCUUCUUCCACUUCACCAGACCAAGGAGAUGACCUGGAGAACUGCAUUUUAAGAUUUUCUGACCUGGAUUUAAAAGAUAUGAGUCUUAUUAAUCCCAGCAGCAGUCUUAAAGCAGAAUUAGAUGGCAGUACAAAAAAGAAAUACUCGUUUGCAAAGAAAAAGGCCUUUGCCCUUUUUGUCAAAACCAAAGAAGUUCCAACAAAAAGGAGUUUUGAAUGUAAAGAAAAAUUGUGGAAAUGCUGUCAGCAGCUAUUCACAGACCAAACCAGCAUCCAUAGACAUGUGGCAACACAACAUGCUGAUGAAAUUUAUCACCAGACAGCUUCUAUUUUAAAGCAACUGGCUGUGACAUUGAGCACCUCAAAGAGUCUUUCGUCUGCAGAUGAAAAGAACCCUUUAAAAGAGUGCCUUCCACAUAGCCAUGACGUGUCUGCUUGGCUCCCUGAUAUAAGCUGCUUUAACCCUGAUGAGCUGAUAAGUGGCCAGGGCAGUGAAGAAGGGGAGGUGCUCCUUUAUUACUGCUACCAUGACCUGGAGGAUCCCCAAUGGAUCUGUGCCUGGCAGACAGCUCUGUGUCAGCACCUGCACCUCACAGGCAAGAUUCGAAUUGCUGCAGAAGGAAUCAAUGGGACAGUUGGUGGAAGCAAAUUGGCUACCAGACUUUAUGUGGAAGUCAUGCUUUCCUUCCCAUUGUUUAAGGAUGACCUGUGUAAAGAUGAUUUUAAGACCAGCAAAGGAGGAGCUCACUGUUUUCCAGAAUUGCGUGUUGGUGUAUUUGAAGAAAUUGUGCCCAUGGGGAUCAGCCCCAAAAAGAUCUCCUACAAGAAGCCUGGAAUCCAUUUAUCCCCAGGUGAAUUUCAUAAAGAAGUAGAAAAGUUUUUAUCUCAGGCAAAUCAAGAACAAAAUGAUACUAUCCUUCUUGAUUGCAGAAACUUCUAUGAAAGCAAAAUAGGACGAUUCCAAGGCUGCUUAGCCCCAGACAUCAGGAAAUUCAGUUACUUCCCUAGCUACGUUGACAAAAAUCUAGAACUUUUCAGAGAGAAGAGAGUGCUGAUGUACUGCACCGGGGGCAUCCGUUGUGAGCGGGGUUCAGCCUACCUCAAAGCCAAGGGAGUGUGCAAGGAGGUGUUCCAGCUCAAGGGUGGCAUCCACAAGUACCUGGAAGAGUUUCCUGAUGGCUUUUACAAAGGGAAGUUGUUUGUUUUUGAUGAACGCUAUGCUCUGUCCUACAACAGUGAUGUGGUGUCAGGUCAGGCACAGAGGCUCAUGCCUGUAAUCCCAUCACUUUUGGAGGCCAAGAGUGUUCAUACUGUGGAGCCCACUGGGACCAGUAUAAACUCUGCUCUACUCCCCAGUGCCGCCAGCUCGUUUUGACCUGCACUGCCUGUCAAGGACAAGGAUUCACAGCCUGUUGUGUCACAUGUCAAGACAAAGGGAGCAGGAAAGUUUCAGGCCCUAUGCAAGACAGCUUUAAAGAGGAAUGCGAGUGCACAGCCCGACGGCCACGCAUACCUAGGGAACUCUUGCAGCAUGUGCGACAGCCUGUGAGCCCAGAGCCAGGACCUGAUGCUGAUGAGGAUGGGCCAGUGCUUAUGUGAGCAGCACCUUUGGCAUUUUCCCAGGCCCUCGGUAAAAGUAGGUUUGGGGUGACUUACAGAGAAGAAAGCAUGGCAAGACUGCAGAAACAGAGAAAUCGGGAACUUCAGUUCUGGCCACUGCCACCGUGGCAGCCGUCUACACUUCACAGCGGGAGGGGAGGAGUCACGUUGUCUACCACUUACCUGAGACAUUCUGAUUUGGAUGAUGCUAGAGCACAGAAAAUAGGUGAGCUGCAUGGGAUCCCAAAGCUGCUGAGGGAUAGAGCCUGAGCCUGGUGGCCACAGCAUAUGCCCUUUCUGUGCCAUGCAGCUGGGGCUGUUAGUAGUCAUUGCCCUUGUCAGCAGACCUUCUACCCUGGUGGCAAAUACGUGAAAGCUGUGGCCCUGGGAGUGGCCUCCUAAAACAAGCCACUUAGGUCAUCUGCCAUCUACCCUUAACCUCUGUCUCUCGCCUGAGGGGAAUCUGCAAGCUGUGCAUUGGGCUUACCUCCUGCUUUUGUAGAAAUAACCAUCCUUUGGUAUACAUGGAGGAUAGUUCCAGAACGCCUGAGUAUACAAAAACCCAAUGCAUACUCAAGUCCCACAGUGGGCCCUACAGAACCCAUGUAUGUGAUAAAUCAGCCCUCCAUGUAUGCAGGUUUCGCCCCCUGCCAGUACUGUAUUUUCAACCUGUAUGGUUGAAAAAAAUCCAUAUAUAAGUGCAGCCAUGCAGUUCAAACCCAUAUUGUUCAAGGGUCAACUGUAUAGUUUAUUGAACAGCCACACCCAUUCCUUUACACAUGAUCUAUGGCAGAGUUGAAUAGUUGCAACAGACACUAUGUGGCCUGCAAAAUCGGAAAUAUUUACUGUCUGGCCUUUUACAGAAAAGUUUGCCAGCCCCUGAUCUAGACCAGCAGCUCAUCUGAUAGAGGCAGAGGUGGCCUUAAAGAUGUGGCCUUCUUCCUUUUCUGUUGGUUUGGUUUCGUUUCUGUGAGAGAUUUCCUCUAAUAGCUCUGCUUUCCCCAGCACUUACUCUCUGAGCUUUUAAAUGUUCUCUCUGGGAGCUUCAUAUAAGCUCGGUGACAUUUGAGCCACAGUUUUUAGAUCAGCACCUGGAAUACAUGACACAUUCUUACUGAGGUCAUCCAGCAGUGCCAUGGUGGCUGCCCAGUCUUCUGGCCAGUGUGCCAGGCACAUGUCCCUGUCACACAGGUUCCAAGAAACACAUACGCAGCCAUACAUAGACCAACAGAUUUAAUAUUAUAUUGCAGUUUUCAGCAAUGCAGAAUGCAGCUGCAAUUGUGUUUUAAGGAGAAGCCAAGUGGGGAUGGUUGUCCCUGCAACAUGGUGCCACUCCUGGGCCAUGUGCAGCCUCAGUGGACACUCUUCCAUAGUGCUGAGGCCCUGGCCCCGCCUCCAGUUACCCUGUACUGCCCACUGCCUUACAGUUCAGUGCGCAGGCCUUCACCUUUUCAUCACCAGCCUCUCUGCUCAGUGCUCUGGAGUUCUUGACCUUGUCCUUUAUCAUGAGAUUUGCUGAAAUCACUAAUGAAAAUAACUCCCAAAAGCAACAAACAAAAAUAUUAGUUUAACUGGCACUGUGGUAUAUUAAAAGGCACAAGGGCAUUGUGGCUUAACACUUUUGCUGGAUCCCAAGAGACGCACAUGAUGUUAAAAAGAGAUCUGGCAGCAGUACUAAUACUACAUUUCAGUAUAAUCAUCUUGGGGUGGUUUGGCCAGGAUUUCCCAAUUCCUUGAUAUCUGGAGUUUCUUCACCAUUGUCCUUGCAUCCUGCAGAGGCUUAAUAUACAGGCGUAAGGUCAGCAGCAAUUUGUCUAAUAAGUGAUGAGAUCAGUAGCUGAAGUUUCUAAGCUGGGCCAUUACUAAAUACCAUAGCCAUGUUGAUCUGGAAAUUUAUCCCUCUAGUGUCUUACCUCACAUAAGCCAUUUGCCCACUGUGCAAUAUAGAAAGGUGUUUUCAAGUAUUUGGCCGUAGAUUUUCACAUCCAUCAUAAGGUUGGCAUUCAAUAAGGAAAAAGUUCUAACUCUAGUAUUAAAUUGUACAUAAAUCCCAAAUGUUCUUAAAGAACACUCAGGGACAUGUUUGUUGCCUGGGAUUGGUAAUGAAAGGUUGGUUUUUGAAACUUGAAAUUUCACCAUUGGUUUUUUUCCUAUUAUUUCUGCGUAUCCAGCAAAAGGAAUCUCAUGUUGACUCCUGGCAGAGUUCGGUGGCUUCAGUCUGUCUAUCUGUCCUGAGGGGAAAAUUGUGUUCUGGAUCCAGUAAUCAAUUUGGCAACUUUAAUCUUGAGGUUUUCAAAAUUCCAAGGAGGGUUAAUAAAGAAUGAUAAUCAGUUUUAUUUGCUAAUAGCUAAGACAAAUUUGUAAUAAAGUGUUUUAUAAUACUUCAAAA